This is a messenger RNA of Aspergillus aculeatus ATCC 16872, 1902 nucleotides long. Its product is annotated as asparagine synthetase B family protein. Lineage: Eukaryota; Fungi; Ascomycota; Eurotiomycetes; Eurotiales; Aspergillaceae. Gene Ontology annotation, molecular function: asparagine synthase (glutamine-hydrolyzing) activity. The transcript has 6 exons. The record is from RefSeq and is a predicted model, not a curated record. Gene Ontology annotation, cellular component: cytosol. Bases 1 to 1902 code for a protein of 633 amino acids.
AUGUGUGGACUGACGGCGUUCUUAGGUCUGAAUGGAGUCGUUCGCGAUGAGAGCACUACUGUGUCAUCCCACAGGCUGGCAUGUCAGAUCAACGACAGUCUAGACUUGGUCAAGCAUAGAGGUCCUGAUGCGCGUGGCCAGUGGAUCAGCCCUGACACUCGAGUUGGCUUUGGGCAUGUACGCCUUUCAAUCAUUGAUCUUAGCCCAGCCGGAAACCAGCCUUUCCACAGUAAAGAUGACACUAUCCAAGCCGUCGUCAAUGGAGAACUUUAUGACCACGAGCGAAUUCGAAGUGAGCUGGCCAACGAAUAUGAGUUUGUUAGCAAGAGUGACUGUGAGAUUGUCAUUGCCCUAUACCACCGUUAUGGACUGUCAUUCGUCUCUCACUUGAGAGGAGAAUUCGCUUUGGUACUUUGGGAUGCGAAACACAAUCGUUUUAUAGCUGCGCGAGACAGAUAUGGCAUCAAGUCGCUCUACUAUACCAUUAUCGGUGGAAGGCUUCACGUCGCAACUGAGAUGAAAUCUUUCUUGCCAUUUGGAUGGGUUCCAGAGUGGGACAUUGCCAAUCUUAAAGGGGUGGGAUGGAUGUAUGGGGCGAAUAUGUACUUCAAGGGAGUGCAUCGUAUCGAACCUGGUCAAAUGCUCGUGAGUGACAACUUCCAGCCAUUCGAGUUGCAGACAUACUGGGAUUUAGAGUACCCCGACAAGAGGCUGGUAUAUGCAGGCACCGAAGCUGAGGCAGUCGCUCGAGUGCGAGAAUUGCUGCUUGAUUCGGUGCGGCUCCGACUUCGCGCCGAUGUGGGUGUUGGUGUGUUCCUGAGCGGCGGGCUGGACUCGUCUGCAGUUGCAGGCAUGACAGCGCAUUUGAUGAAGCAAGGAACAAGACUUGGAAAUGAAACAACUGGUGAUACCUCGAGGCUAAGCUGCUUCACGGUGCAAUUUGAGAAAGAGUCGGGGAUCGAUGAGUCCGUGGAUUUCCACGCAGUGUUGCUGGACGAAGAGACCAUCGCGUCUCGACUGGAGGAUACAAUCUGGUACACGGAAACGCCGCUCCCUGAUGUGGACGGGAUGGGUCGACUGGCCGUUGCAGAGGCCGCUCACAACGCAGGAAAAAGAGUUGUUCUCACCGGCGAAGGAUCAGACGAGCAUUUUGCAGGAUACAGUGACCUGAUGUGGAGCUAUUUGAGUGAGCCAGACCACGCAUGGCCCGCAUCUUUACUAGCCGUCAACGGCAGCCGAGAAGAGAUGGAGGCAACCGUCAAUCAAAGAAUGGCACAAGCGGUAGCAAAGGUAACCGCCAAGUCAGGGACUACACAUAGUCUCAGCCAUACCUCUAUAUUUACAGCACUUGCUUGCUUUCGUGAGAAGACUAUCAACGACAUGGAACAGAAAUGGCACUCGCUAAAUUCAUCUCAAUACCAGUGGACCAAGUCAAUGCUGGCAAAUGGUAUUCUUCGUUAUAUUGGCGACAAUAUAGACAUGGUAUUUCAGGUGGAAACGCGGCCACCGUUUCUCGAUCAUCACCUCACAGAAUAUGUGAAUACCAUACCGCCAAGUCUAAAGAUAAGAUAUGAUCCAGAGAGAAAGAUCUUUCGUGAAAAGCAUGUUCUUCGCGAAGCCAUGAGACCAUUCAUCACCGAAGAGGUUUCUAAUCGCGUGAAGCAACCAUAUCUUGGUCCAACUAAAUACAAGGAAAAUGGACCUGUGUAUCACACUUUGAAGCGGUUACUUACAGAGACCAAUGUUCAGAACCUGGGCUUUGUUGACUGGAGCAAGGUCCAGCACACCUUCACACGCGCAUUUUGUGACGAUGACCCCAAUGCUUUUAGAAGUAUCCUCUUUGUGGCUCAACUUGUGGUACUGGCCCAAAGAUUUGGAGUAAAGCCGGCAAGCGCGAUUUAA